GUGGCUGCUGCUAGGGCUAGGCUUUCGGCAGCUCCUCCCACCGCUGAGGGCCACCCACCGCCAGCUCCGGAGCUGUAGCCGCGCUCGCGUCAGCGGGGUCCCCAGGCUCCCGUGCUCGGCGCGAAGCCCCGGCCCCGGCGGCUGGGGCAUGGGCCAGGGGCACAGGGUAAGGCGGCUUCCCGCAGAGCCGUUACCUGCACCGGCUUCAGCAUGAAGACCUUCAUAGCCGCGUACUCCAGGGUCCUGCGAGGCACUGGCUCCAGCAUCCUCUCCGCCCUGCAGGACCUCUUCUCCAUCACUUGGCUCAACAGAUCCAAAGUGGAAAAACAGCUACAGGUCAUCUCUGUGCUACAAUGGGUCCUGUCCUUCCUCGUGCUGGGAGUGGCCUGCACCAUCAUCUUCAUGUACACGUUCUGCACCGAUUGCUGGCUCAUCGCGGUGCUGUACUUCACCUGGUUGGUGUUUGACUGGAACACACCCAAGAAAGGUGGCAGGAGGUCAGAGUGGGUCCGAAAUUGGGCUGUGUGGCGCUACUUUCGAGACUACUUUCCCAUUCAGCUGGUGAAGACUCACAACCUGCUGACCACCAGGAACUACAUCUUAGGGUACCAUCCCCAUGGCAUCAUGGGCCUAGGUGCCUUCUGCAACUUCAGCACAGAGGCCACGGAAGUGAGCAAGAAGUUCCCUGGCAUAAGGCCGCACCUGGCCACACUGGCUGGCAACUUCCGGAUGCCAGUGCUGAGGGAAUACCUGAUGUCUGGAGGCAUCUGCCCUGUGAACCGGGACACCAUAGACUACUUGCUGUCAAAGAAUGGGACUGGCAAUGCCAUCAUCAUCGUAGUGGGGGGUGCAGCCGAGUCCCUGAGCUCCAGGCCGGGCAAGAAUGCCGUCACCCUGCGCAACCGCAAGGGCUUUGUGAAACUGGCCCUGCGACACGGAGCCGACCUGGUUCCCACCUACUCCUUUGGAGAGAAUGAAGUCUACAAGCAGGUGAUCUUUGAGGAGGGCUCCUGGGGCCGGUGGGUCCAGAAGACGUUCCAGAAGUACAUUGGCUUCGCCCCGUGCAUCUUCCACGGCCGAGGCUUCUUCUCCUCCGACACCUGGGGGCUGGUGCCCUACUCCAAGCCCAUCACCACUGUUGUGGGUGAGCCCAUCACCAUUCCCAAGCUGGAGCACCCGACCCAGCAGGACAUCGACCUGUACCACGCCAUGUACGUAGAGGCCCUGGUGAAGCUCUUUGACAAGCACAAGACCAACUUCGGCCUCCCAGAGACUGAGGUCCUGGAGGUGAACUGAGCCGGCCCGCAGGCCAGCUGCCGGGAGGAGCCUGCUGCAAACUGCUCUCUACCAAGUUCUCGAGUGCUUUUUGUUCUGUAAAUUUGGAAGUGUCAUGGGUGUCUGUGGGUUAUUUAAAAGAAAUUAUAAUAAUUUUGUUAAACCAUUACAAUACUAGGUCUUUUUUAAGAAGGAAAAAGUGAGUGUUUCAAGCUCUUUCACUUCCAGUUUGUCCUGAUUCAGGUGGCGGCUAACACGUCUUGGCCUUUAGGAUUUCUCAACCAACUCUUCUUCCCUUGCUAAAAUCAGACAGGAAACUCAGUCGCGGUUAACUGGGGCAGAAGGACAGCCAUUAGUGACUCAGGCCAGUGAGGUCGUUUGCUCUUCGCCCCUGGAGGAUGAGGAGCAGGAGCUGCUUCUAAUGCAAACACCUCUAUUCCCAGCUACCUUGACUUGACUGCAGGACUAGUCCCUCUUGCCCAGGGGAAGCCUCGAAAGGCACAGUUGUUCCUAUUUUGAAGAGUGCAGUGAUGAGCAUCUGGACUGUUCCAGCUUGAUUCUCCUUUCUGCCACUUCCCAAACCCUUAGUCUGUCAUAGCUGAGCCUGGACUGGCCUCCGGAGAGACGACGGGGGUGGUGAUGAGCCUCUGCUGGGAAACAGGGCUGUUCCAAACGCACCAUCUCUUGGAUUAUCCAGCUACCACGUUCUGGUUGGAGUGACUGGAUUUCCUCGGGUGGCCGAUGAUAUAGACCCAGCACAGAGCCAGCCUUGGCCUGAGUCCCGUACUUUCCAGGGGCCUCAGUUUUCUUAACCUGCACCUUGGAGAGUGGGUGUCAGGAAGGGGGUUGUCUUCUUGUUCACAGAGGAGCCUGGCCUGCUGAGCAAGAGACUGGUUUCAGGAUAGGAGGCCCCUCAACCCAAGCCUCACAUAUAUGUGCCUUUUUGAGAGGAUGGGGGCCAGGGAGGAAACCCAGCCCCUCCUCUCUGUGUUCUGUUUUUCUCUUGAUGAGAUCAUUGUACCAUGUCAGACUUUUGUAUAUUCCUAAACAAAUAAAUAAAAAUAAGUGUCCUCUGA
Molecule: messenger RNA, 2351 nt
Organism: Pteronotus mesoamericanus
Lineage: Eukaryota; Metazoa; Chordata; Mammalia; Chiroptera; Mormoopidae
Gene: DGAT2
Product: diacylglycerol O-acyltransferase 2
Exons: 8
Coding region: 211-1296 (361 amino acids)
Biological process (GO): diacylglycerol metabolic process; triglyceride biosynthetic process
Cellular component (GO): endoplasmic reticulum membrane
Molecular function (GO): diacylglycerol O-acyltransferase activity
Source: RefSeq, a predicted model, not a curated record